UUCGUUGGAACAUCAACUUUCUUAGGAUCCCUGAAUGUCCCCCCAACGCCUUUGACUCCACAUGAAUCUCUUCGCAUUGCCCCCGGAGCUGCUCGAGGCGAUCCUGGCACGGGUCGCCUCCCGUGCUUCUCUCGCCAGCCUUGCGCGGGUCUGUCAGCAGCUUCGGCCGGUUGUCGAGCGCAUCCUGUACCAGUCUGUGUACUUGCGCAACCACGAUGGGAAAAAGUUCGCAUACGCUCUUGACUGUCUGUCAGCUCGUGCUGAGUAUGUCCAGGAGCUCCUAGUCCACUACCACUAUGUCGAGGUCCCAGAUGAGGAGGACUAUUACCCGUGUUAUGCGGAAAGCCUCGCCCCCACAAUCAGCCGCCUCGUAAAAUUGAGAUCACUGGUCGUCAAGGGCCUCGAAUACGAUGCUGAGCGAGAGGAUGACGAUGAAUACCUGGGUGGAUAUGAGAGAGUCAUCGAAGAGACCAAGAAGUGGAAUGAUCUUUUUGCCCAGUCCGCUAUGCCAGGUUCACAGAUCCUUCAGUCACUUACAAAAUGUCAGCUAAAUAUGGAUGAUGUUGACCGCUCGGAACCGCUUUGGGAUUUUCGCCUGCGAGGGACCGUGAUGAUCCAUCCGUACAUGAAAGAUUUGACCAUUUUGGGGGCCAAUGUUUCGGGUCUGGAGGACUCUCUCAUGGCGUCAACUCGAUCAACGUCACUCGAAAGAUUAAGCCUGUUCUGUUGUGAUGCGGCACCUAGAGGGAUCCAGGACCUAUUGUCCCUGCCGCGUGCUUUGAAACAUUUCACUUAUAAAGGGGCUCCUUGGACGCACAGGCCAUACAAUCUUAUGGAGGACAGGCAGAAAUGCAUUGACACCGUGAAAGUGCAGGCUGACUCACUUAAUACUCUAGACAUGGACUUUUAUCCGGGUAACUGGGAUAAUCCAGCGCUAGACUUUCGCGAUUUUUCCUGCCUGGAACAGCUUACCGUUGACCCACGCGCCCUGAGAGGAGACGGAAAGUUUGACCCAAAAGACAACAACGAAGUCUGCCUCUGGAAAAGCCCUGAGCUAAAAUGCCAGCUUCCUCUGGGCCUCAAACGUCUGGUAUUCUUUGAAUAUCACGAACAAAGCACACCAGACCUGUAUACUUUACUCCUAGUCUACAACUGGGUCUCGCGAGGGAGCUUGCCAAAUCUGGAAACCAUCACUGUCCAGUCAGCCAAAUCAUCCAAGAACGCGAUACUAAACAGCCCGUUCGGAGAUAACAGCGGACGGUCGGUGUUUCAAGCGUUGCAGGAAGUCGGAGUGCAAUUGCGGGUUGAGCGUGUGCUUGACAGUACCGAGGCUGGUUAUCAACUAUUUGACUGUGAUCGUUGUGGGGUGUGUUGGCGAAUUCGUGGAAUCCAUUUUCUUUGAGUAUCCUUUAACUCGUUCGGAAGAGUUCAACGGACAUACAAAUUGAAUAAACUUUUCGAGCACCGGGUUUGGGGCGCUGUUAAUGCAUGUCAGAGCGCGUAAAUUGAGGGAUCAUGAAGCAUAUAAUGAAAUCAUGCAGAAGUCCAACUG
Aspergillus sclerotioniger CBS 115572 is the source of this 1552-nucleotide messenger RNA. RefSeq lists its product as uncharacterized. Gene Ontology annotation, molecular function: protein binding. The record is from RefSeq and is a predicted model, not a curated record. The transcript is spliced from 2 exons. Bases 62 to 1402 code for a protein of 446 amino acids. Lineage: Eukaryota; Fungi; Ascomycota; Eurotiomycetes; Eurotiales; Aspergillaceae.